CGGUACUAUGAGCAGUGCAGUUUUGAAAAGAGGAACACAGCCUCUUCAAAGCUUAGACUUAUACAGCCAAGCUGAUGUUCUGACUUAGCCAUGUUUCAGCAUAAACUUAUAUUUGGAGCUCUGUUGGCAGCAUGGCUUUGUCCUUCAACCACUCAAGACACAUGUCGUGCCGGGACACCUGGACUGCCAGGUAUUCCCGGAAUUCCUGGACAUGAUGGUAGAGAUGGUGAGAAGGGAGAGAAAGGCGAGGCAGGGCGCACAUUGGAGCUGGUGAAUAAAGUUAUCAAAGGGCAAAAGGGGGAACCUGGCGUCAUAGGUUCUCCGGGAAAGAGGGGUACCCCUGGCAAUCCUGGACCACCGGGACCACGGGGUGAGCAUGGAGACGUAGGAGAUCCAAGCGACUCUAAACCACAAUCUGCGUUCUGUGUUUCUCGUGAAACCAAAGAAUAUCCAGCACCUAACACACCAGUAAUCUUCCAAACAGUCAUCACCAAUAUCAAAGACCACUUUAUUGUUAGUGAGGGUAAAUUUGUAUGUCACAUCCCUGGUACUUAUUACUUUGUGUACCAUGCAACAUCCUAUAAAAAGACACUUUGUGUUUCGCUCAUGGUGGAUGGAACUAAGAAGGCUAGCUUCUGCGACCACUUUCAAGAUGAACUCAACGUAAGUUCAGGGGGAGUUGCUGUGUACCUGGAGCAGAACAGUUUGGUCUGGUUGGAAGUUAAUGAUAGGCUAAAUGGCAUGUAUGCAGCUGGAGAUUGUUGCAACAGUGUCUUCUCUGGUUUCCUGCUUUAUGCACACUGAGGGAGAUCUAGUGUUUUUACAAAACAUACCAGAUAACAACAAGUUUUACAGUUACAUGCAAUAUCUGUACAAUCAAGAGCACCAAAUGUAUUUCUGAUCUCUGUGCAACUAAUAAAAUUAUACUCGGGCAAAA
Tachysurus vachellii is the source of this 937-nucleotide messenger RNA. It is a transcript of the gene c1qc, whose product is annotated as complement component 1, q subcomponent, C chain. The transcript has 2 exons. Bases 91 to 804 code for a protein of 237 amino acids. Gene Ontology annotation, molecular function: protein binding. NCBI's taxonomy places the organism in Eukaryota, Metazoa, Chordata, Actinopteri, Siluriformes, Bagridae. The record is from RefSeq and is a predicted model, not a curated record.